Messenger RNA from Notolabrus celidotus (New Zealand spotty), 2132 nucleotides. It is a transcript of the gene xrra1, whose product is annotated as X-ray radiation resistance associated 1. The coding region runs from base 142 to 2013 and encodes 623 amino acids. Gene Ontology annotation, cellular component: nucleus. NCBI's taxonomy places the organism in Eukaryota, Metazoa, Chordata, Actinopteri, Labriformes, Labridae. Gene Ontology annotation, molecular function: protein binding. The record is from RefSeq and is a predicted model, not a curated record. The transcript is spliced from 17 exons.
ACUACAGUCUGACAUGUUGUUGCUAGGAAACGGACAGUGUAGCUCAGUUUCUCAUACAAUGUUGAAGCUGGUUCAUGUCGUGAAAAGCGCGUGAAGCUCUAUUAAAGAGUUCGUGUUAAAUGGAUAACAAUAACAGACACGAUGACUGCAGAGUCCCAUGAGUUAUUAUUGGACGGACAGAACCAUCUUACAAAAUGUUUCCCUGCUCGGACGUUUCAGCACCGAGGACAAGAAGGUGCUGGGCAUUGGCUUGUAGCGUACUCAAAGGCAGAGGAGCAGAGAUACAGGACCCUGCAGAGGAGAAUAAAAGAGACAUAUCGAAAAUGUCACAACACUGACCCUGUCCAUAACACAUUGGAUGCACCUUUCCUGCUCCAGUCACACUGUGUUGAUAAACCGUCCACGCUCUGCUCCGUGGACAUCAGUGAGAAGAAACUGAAUUCUGUCAACCCUGCAGAGCUCAAGGACUUUAUCAACGUGGUUUACAUUGAUGCAUCUAUCAAUGCUCUCUCUUUGGAUUCUUUCAGCAGUUUUGUGUCUUUGAAAGAACUUAACCUGUCAUUGAACGGGCUCUGCAGCAUGACAUUUGAUGCUGCAGAUUUCCCUCAUCUCGAGGUUUUGGAUCUUUCCUACAACAAUUUGUCGGCUGAUGCUGUUGUUUCCAUUGGCUGGCUUCCUCGUCUUAAGGGUCUUCAUCUGACGGGAAAUAAGCUUCAUCACCUCCCCCCCAAUCUGGGUUCUUCCAUUUCUGGACCUGCUACAGAGGAAGACACGCAGUUUAGAACUCUUGAAGUCCUGAUGCUGGAUGAAAACAAACUGUCCUCUGCAGUAUUUACCUGUUUGAAAAACCUAAAGAGGCUUAAGUAUUUAAACCUUCAGGACAACCGCAUUACUAAGAUACCAUACCUGCAACCAACUGGCUUUUUGAAACCUUCAGCUGAAGAAGAAGUUGAAGAAGAGGUUCUUGCAAACACUGAAUCAUAUCCUAACACUGAAGAACAUCACAAGAAAAUCUCACAGGUUGUACAAAAGGAUGAACCCUGUCGUGACUCAAGUUUGCCUCUCCCAGCACUGCAGUACUUGAAUUUAUCCGACAACAAGAUUGCAGAGGAGGACGCACUGAUGGCUGCUGCUCUUUUCCCAUCACUGCGAGAAAUCGAUAUUUGCUCCAACCCUCUCACCACACGGAGAAGUGGAGACCCUCCAUUACUCACCUAUUACCUUCAAGAGAGACUGGGGAUCACCAUCAAAAGGAAGAAGACACAAAAGGAUGUGAAGCUGCCAAUGAAGGUGUCCACUGAUCCAAAAUGGAAGGUAGAAGAAAGAAUCUCAAAGGUGUCAAAGCUGCUGAGAGAAGCACUGUGUCCUGCUAGUACUCAGGUUGAGAAAAAUGAGACAGCGGGCAAGAAAACACCAGAAUCUAACCAAGAAAACACAGAACACUUCUUUGUCACUCAGGCAACAGAUUUUCCCCAAUUUGAGUGUGCUGAUGUAAAAGACACAGCAGAGACAAAAGAGAAAAAUAGGGCGGUUAACAUUCCUGAAGAAUUCCUGUGCUAUGAAACAUUGAUAGAUGCAAAAGCAAACCCUGGUGAAGUUGAGCCCAUUGGAAUUCAAACAGCUGUUCGGAUGCUGGAGCACACACUGAAGAAUCUCAAUGUUUACAGAGACUCCAAACCAAAGCUUGACAGCGUCCAGACACCGUACAGAGAAAGAGAGAGAAGGGUUAAGAAACUUCCCCCUCUGAAACUAAUAAAGCAGCCGUCUGAAAAGGUUGAUGAAAUAAUAAAGGAAAUCAAACAGAGCUCAUCGAUAAGAGAAGUCUCAUUAAGCAGAGCCAUACGCAGCUCUAGUGUCACAAAGCAGGAUCGCAAGGAGGCUCAGUCUCUGCUGAGAGAUAUGAAGACCAAGUACAAGAUGGUCCAUCAGAAAACAAUGGAACAAGUGACAGACACCAACCAUAACAAAGCUGAACCUCCACCUGUGAACAUGAAUCCAUAUUCAAGCGCUUAGCUAAACUGUUAUUUUUCAUCUGUACUUGGAUCACACCUUGAUAGUGUUGGCAAACAAUUGGUGUGAGAUUUAAUUAGAGCAUCAAGCACAUGUCAAAAAUAAAAGAGGUGGUUAUUAAA